Aspergillus oryzae RIB40 is the source of this 4347-nucleotide messenger RNA. RefSeq lists its product as uncharacterized. Gene Ontology annotation, cellular component: membrane. Gene Ontology annotation, biological process: transmembrane transport. The transcript is spliced from 4 exons. Bases 1 to 4347 code for a protein of 1448 amino acids. The record is from RefSeq and is a predicted model, not a curated record. Gene Ontology annotation, molecular function: ABC-type transporter activity; ATP hydrolysis activity; ATP binding. Lineage: Eukaryota; Fungi; Ascomycota; Eurotiomycetes; Eurotiales; Aspergillaceae.
AUGGAGAAUCCAGCCAAUGAUCCUCUUAACUCGGGGGCGCCCACUGAAUGUGGUGAAUAUGACAAGGAUGCAGACACGGAAAAGGAAACCCUCACUGUUCCUGAAAUCCGAGGAGCCGCCAGCGCAGAGACCCUUAUAGUCCCAGGCACUAGCAACGCUGUCAGCACAGAAACCAUCGCCUCGCCCAAUUGUAGCGAUAUCAUUUCAACACCCAAAAAUGACCCAGGAUGGGGCAUGACCGAUCAUGUCAUCUCGACAAGGGAAAGAGAGGAAGCCGCGGGUUACAAGCCACGACAAUUGGGCAUCACCUGGCAGAAUCUGACUGUUGAGGUGCCAUCUGCUGAGACUGCAGUUAACGAAAAUGUCAUCUCGCAAUUCAAUAUACCGCGAGUGAUCGGAGACUUUCUGCGAAAGCCGCCUCUGAAAUCAAUCUUGCAGGGUAGCCAUGGUUGUGUCAAACCUGGUGAGAUGUUGCUGGUUUUAGGCCGGCCUGGUUCUGGGUGCACAACGCUGCUCAAGUUGCUUGCUAAUAUGCGUCGGGGAUACUAUAAUAUCACCGGGGACAUAAGGUUCGGCAGCAUGUCUAGUGACGAGGCCCAGAAGUACCGAGGGCAAAUUGUUAUGAAUACUGAGGAGGAGCUCUUCUACCCCCGGUUAACGGUGGGUCAAACUAUGGACUUUGCAGCGCGGCUUAAGAUUCCCUUCCACCUUCCGGAUGGAACCAAGUCAAACGCAGACUACACAGCUGAGACUACCAAGUUUCUGCUGGAGGCAAUGAAGAUUUCACAUACAGUUGAUACAAAGGUGGGAAAUGAAUAUGUCCGCGGUGUUUCUGGUGGAGAGAGAAAGCGUGUUUCUAUCAUUGAGUGCAUGGCUACUCGAGGCUCUAUCUACACCUGGGAUAACAGUACCCGUGGUCUGGAUGCUAGUACAGCACUAGAAUGGGCAAAGGCUCUUCGAGCCAUGACCGACGUCCUUGGGCUUUCCACAGUUGUUACCCUCUACCAGGCAGGUAACGGAAUCUACAACCUGUUUGACAAAGUCCUCGUAUUGGACGAGGGGAGGCAGAUCUACUAUGGGCCGGCAGCUGCUGCAAAAAGGUUCAUGCAAGACCUGGGAUUUGUGUAUACUGAUGGUGCCAAUGUUGGGGACUUUCUGACUGGUGUGACUGUCCCAACCGAGCGCCAGAUCAGACCAGGUUACGAAAGCCGAUUUCCUCAAAAUGCAGAUGCCAUUCUAGCUGAGUAUAAGAAUUCGCCAGUCUAUCAACAUAUGGUUGCAGAAUACGACUACCCUAACAGCGAUAUCGCCCACCAGAGAACUGAAGACUUCAAGGAAUCCAUCGCCUGGGAAAAGUCAAAGUAUCUACCCAAGAACAGUCCGCUAACAAUUAGCUUCUGGAGUCAAGUCGAGGCUUGCACGAUUCGUCAGUAUCAGAUUUUGUGGGGGGACAAGUCAACAUUCCUGGCAAAGCAGAUUCUGUCAACUAUUAUGGCUUUAAUAGCAGGCUCCUGCUUUUACGACUCCCCUCCAACAUCUCUGGGCCUAUUUACCAAAGGUGGUGCCGUCUUUUUCGCUCUUCUUUAUAAUUGUAUUGUGGCCAUGUCUGAGGUCACUGAAUCCUUCAAAGGUCGUCCGGUCUUGCUGAAGCACAAGUCAUUCGCCAUGUAUCACCCAGCUGCAUUCUGUCUGGCUCAAAUUGCUGCCGAUUUUCCUGUGUUGUUGAUCCAAUGCAGUGUAUUCUCGAUUGUGAUAUAUUGGAUGUCCGGCUUAAGGCAUACAGCAGCCGCGUUCUGGACCUUCUGGGUUAUUUUGUUUACCGUUACCCUAUGUAUUACCGCUUUGUUUCGUUGUAUUGGAGCAGGAUUUAGUACCUUCGAAGCCGCCUCAAAAGUAUCCGGAACUGCAGUCAAGGCCAUCGUUAUGUAUGCUGGUUACAUGAUUCCUAAAGGCCAGGUCAAGAACUGGUUCCUUGAAUUGUACUACACAAAUCCGUUUGCCUAUGCCUUUCAGGCCGCUCUCACCAACGAAUUUCAUGAUGAGACCAUCCCCUGUGUCGGCAAUAACCUAGUCCCGAAUGGUCCUGGCUACGAAAACGUGCCCUCGGGUCAUAAAGCCUGUACAGGUGUUGGUGGAGCCGCUCUUGGUGCAGACUUUGUGACUGGGGAUCAGUAUCUCACGUCACUGCACUACAAGCAUUCACAGCUGUGGAGGAACUACGGUAUUGUUUGGGCUUGGUGGGCAUUCUUCGCAGGGCUUACUAUGAUUUGCACCUCAUUCUGGAGUGAUGGAGGCAAUUCUGCUUCCCUAUAUAUACCCCGCGAGAAAGUCAAGCAUGGGCAUAAGUCAGAUGUCGAGGCACAGAAUGAGAAGAAUCCCAAUCGAGGUGCGGGCAGCAGAGUCUCAGGCCCGGAAGAUGAACAUUUAACCCGGAACACCUCCAUUUUUACCUGGAAGGAUCUUACAUAUACGGUUAAAACUCCAGCUGGAGACCGGGUCCUACUGGAUCAAGUGUGUGGGUGGGUAAAACCGGGAAUGCUGGGUGCGCUGAUGGGCUCCUCAGGUGCUGGAAAGACAACACUACUUGAUGUCCUUGCCCAGCGUAAGACAGAUGGAACAAUUAAGGGAUCAAUCAUGGUUGAUGGUCGGCCAUUGCCGGUUUCAUUCCAGAGAAUGGCAGGAUACUGCGAGCAAUUAGAUGUCCAUGAACCCUAUGCCACUGUCCGUGAAGCACUUGAGUUUUCUGCUCUUCUUCGUCAGUCUCGAGAUAUACCUGAAGAUGAAAAGCUCAAGUAUGUCGAUACGAUUAUCGAUCUUCUAGAACUUCAUGAUCUUGAGAAUACUCUGAUUGGUACAGUAGGGAAAGGUCUUAGUAUUGAACAACGAAAGCGUGUUACUAUCGGAGUCGAGCUGGCCUCUAAACCCAGUAUUCUAAUCUUUCUAGAUGAGCCUACAUCAGGUCUUGAUGGCCAGUCUGCAUACAACACAGUCAGAUUUCUGCGGAAACUUGCAGAUGCUGGUCAAGCUAUUCUGGUUACUAUUCACCAGCCCUCUGCCCAACUCUUUGAACAAUUUGAUACCUUACUACUUCUGGCUCGGGGAGGAAAGACAGUUUACUUUGGUGAUAUUGGUGAAAACGCUGCAACAAUCAAAUAUUACUUUGGGAAAAAUGGCAUUGAAUGUCCACCAGAAUCCAACCCAGCUGACUUUAUGAUUGAUGUGGUUACUGGUAGUCUGGAAGCUGCCAAAGACAAGGACUGGCAUCAGAUCUGGCUGGACUCAGACGAGCACACACGCAUGAUGAUUAAUCUGGAUAAUAUGAUUGCCGAAGCUGCUUCCAAACCUUCUGGAACUCAUGAUGAUGGCUACGAGUUCUCUAUGCCUUUGUGGGAACAGAUUAAAAUUGUGACGAAGCGUAUGAACGUCUCCUUGUUCCGAAACACCAACUAUAUCAAUAACAAGGCUUCAUUGCAUGUUAUUUCUGCCUUGCUGAAUGGGUUCUCCUUCUGGCGAGUUAGCCCUAACUUGUCUGCUUUGCAUCUGAAGAUGUUCACAAUCUUCCACUUUGUCUUUGUUGCCCCUGGUUGUAUCAACCAACUACAACCUCUCUUUCUCCAGCGCCGUGAUAUCUACGAUGCCCGAGAGAAGAAGUCAAAAAUGUACUCGUGGUUUGCCUUCACUACCGCUUUGAUCGUAUCUGAGUUUCCUUACCUUAUCAUAUGUGCUGUGCUCUACUUCCUCUGCUGGUAUUACUGUGUCCGGCUCUUUCCCCAUGACUCGAAUCGAUCUGGUGCGAUGUUUUGGAUUAUGAUGUGGUUUGAAUUCGUAUAUACUGGAAUUGGCCAGUUCAUUGCCGCUUACGCCCCCAACGCUGUGUUCGCUGCGCUUGUCAAUCCCCUCAUCAUCAGUAUACUGCUGCUAUUCUGCGGUGUUUUUGUGCCCUAUACUCAACUCAAUGUCUUUUGGAAGUACUGGCUGUACUAUCUGAACCCAUUCAACUACGUUGUGGGGGGUAUGUUGACCUUCGGUAUCUGGGAUGCUCGAGUGACCUGCAACGAGGAUGAAUUCGCCGUGUUUGACCCACUUAAUGGAACUUGUGGCGAGUACUUAGCCACUUUCAUGGCUGGGAACGGGCAGAGAAUUAAUCUGACCAACCCCGACGCUACCUCACAAUGCAAGGUGUGCGAGUUCCGAACAGGAAGUGACUUCCUGGCAACCCUCAACAUUAACCACUACUAUGUUGGUUGGAGAAACGGCGCCAUUACUGUCCUUUAUGCUAUCAGCGGAUAUGCAUUGGUCUAUGGACUGAUGAAGUUAAGAACCAAGGCCAGCAAAAAGGCCGAAUAA